AUGAAGGAGCUUCUCAACACAUGGGCUCCUUCUGACACCACCUCUGGCAAAUGGUCGCCUUACUAUUGCAAGCUUUUUGCUGACAUCCACUCCUUCCCUCCCGCUACUGUUUGUGGUGCCCAGUCCUACAAAACUGCCAGUUGUGGUCUUCAAGCCUUCAACCGAGCUGCUCAGGACCAUGUUUGCUCUUUCCGCUGCAUGAUACGAGUCUACAAUCUCCCGUUUGUCAACCUCAACUAUUGUACUUGGUUCCCUGCCCUCCCUGCCAAAUCUGUUUUGCAUACUUUACCUGCUGUUAUGCACCCUGCUCCUCUCCCUGUCCCUGGUCUUGGCUCCAAUGAUGGUUCAAGAGCAGACUCCAGUGUUGCAUCUCCAACAGUUCGCGUUUGUCGCCCUGCCAAUCGCAAUGCCGCAUCAGGUGUUUCAAGGGUGAGUUCUGCAUUUGGGGCACUGGACUUGUCUCACGGAUGA
Messenger RNA from Cryptococcus wingfieldii CBS 7118, 471 nucleotides. RefSeq lists its product as hypothetical. NCBI's taxonomy places the organism in Eukaryota, Fungi, Basidiomycota, Tremellomycetes, Tremellales, Cryptococcaceae. The coding region runs from base 1 to 471 and encodes 156 amino acids. The record is from RefSeq and is a predicted model, not a curated record. The transcript has a single exon.